UUCUUUUUCUUGUUCGUUGCUUUUAGGUUUCCUAACGAAGAAAACCAAUCUCUCCCUGUGCGCGACAAUGAGCGAUGGAGAAGACGCAGUGCGUCGACGUAGUGUGUUGGCGGACUACCGUAAAAAGCUCCUCCACCACAAAGAACUCGAUUCUAGAGUCCGAUCAGUGAGGGAGAGUUUACGUGGUGCUAAGAAGGAGUUCAACAAAACGGAGGAUGAUUUGAAGUCUCUUCAGAGUGUUGGGCAGAUCAUUGGAGAAGUUCUCCGGCCUCUUGACAAUGAACGCUUGAUCGUAAAAGCAAGUAGUGGACCCAGGUAUGUAGUUGGCUGUCGCAGUAAGGUGGAUAAGGAAAAACUGACUGCUGGAACAAGAGUGGUUCUUGAUAUGACAACACUCACAAUCAUGCGAGCUCUUCCACGUGAAGUUGAUCCAGUUGUUUAUAACAUGUUGCACGAAGAUCCUGGUAAUGUCAGCUAUUCAGCUGUGGGUGGGUUAUCAGAUCAAAUCCGAGAACUCAGGGAAUCAAUUGAGCUACCUCUAAUGAAUCCUGAACUCUUUCUUAGAGUUGGAAUUAAACCUCCCAAGGGUGUUCUUCUUUAUGGGCCUCCUGGUACUGGGAAGACAUUAUUAGCUAGAGCAAUUGCCAGUAAUAUAGAUGCCAACUUCUUGAAGGUUGUUUCAAGUGCAAUAAUUGAUAAAUACAUUGGGGAAAGUGCAAGGUUAAUACGAGAAAUGUUUGGAUAUGCACGUGAUCACCAACCCUGCAUUAUUUUUAUGGAUGAGAUUGAUGCCAUCGGUGGACGCCGUUUCAGUGAGGGAACAAGUGCUGACCGUGAAAUACAAAGAACACUGAUGGAGUUACUUAAUCAGCUUGAUGGAUUUGACCAGCUUGGGAAGGUUAAAAUGAUUAUGGCAACAAACCGGCCUGAUGUUCUUGACCCUGCACUUCUUCGUCCUGGGCGAUUAGACAGAAAGAUAGAGAUUCCAUUGCCAAAUGAGCAAUCAAGAAUGGAAAUCCUUAAGAUUCAUGCGGCUGGGAUUGCCAAGCAUGGCGAGAUUGACUAUGAGGCUGUUGUAAAGCUUGCAGAGGGAUUUAAUGGGGCUGAUCUUCGUAAUGUUUGCACGGAGGCUGGAAUGUCUGCUAUUCGUGCAGAACGUGAUUAUGUGAUACAUGAAGAUUUCAUGAAGGCUGUUCGGAAACUGAAUGAAGCAAAGAAACUUGAAUCUAGUGCUCACUACAAUGCUGAUUUUGGGAAAGACUAGAACACAUGUUAUUCCAUUUCAAGAGCCAUGGAAGAUCGAGGCAGUGCAUUUUCUCAUUCUAUCAAGCAGGGAGCCAACCACAGCAUGCAUAAUUUGGGCAUGCUAAAAGUUUUGUGCUUCAAUACAGUAAGGCAAAUGUUAGCUGAACCUGAAAAAUUCAAUUGCCAUUAAAGAAAGGAAACUUGGGUAGAAAGAGCAAAACAACUAUUUCCUAUCAUCUUUUUAUUUUUGGUAUAAUUUCUCAUACAUUUUAUUACCUGCUACUUGAUUUUAUUUUUAUUGUAGCCACAAUGGUGAUAAAUUUAUGUAGAACAAUUCUUCUUUUCUAAA
Molecule: messenger RNA, 1594 nt
Organism: Vitis riparia (riverbank grape)
Lineage: Eukaryota; Viridiplantae; Streptophyta; Magnoliopsida; Vitales; Vitaceae
Product: 26S proteasome regulatory subunit S10B homolog B
Exons: 10
Coding region: 68-1264 (398 amino acids)
Biological process (GO): positive regulation of RNA polymerase II transcription preinitiation complex assembly
Cellular component (GO): cytosolic proteasome complex; proteasome regulatory particle, base subcomplex
Molecular function (GO): ATP hydrolysis activity; ATP binding; proteasome-activating activity
Source: RefSeq, a predicted model, not a curated record